AUGACUCUUCAUGGCUUCCCAGGGGAGGUGGCUUGCGGUGCCUUCCCGUUAACUCUAAAGGGCCAAGCAUGGGGAUGUUUUGGGGCUCUUCGCCCCGGAUUAAGUAGCAGCUUUGAGAAGCUCGCUAAACAUUUCCUUACGCAGUUUAUUGCUAGCAGAAGACGUCGCAAACCGACUGCCUAUCUGUUAACUGUAAAACAAAAAGAGGGGGAGAAUCUGAAGAGUUACCUAACAUGCUUCAACAAGGAGAGACUCACCACUGAGGAUCAGGAUGAAAAAAUCACUUUAGCUGCACUACUAGGAGGAGUUUGGCCUCGAAGCCCUUUCAUGGCUGAGCUGGCUAGACGAACUCCAUCCACCCUAAGGGACUUUAUGGAUUGGGCGGAUGAAUUUGUUAAUGCAGAAUAA
Messenger RNA from Juglans regia (Persian walnut), 408 nucleotides. RefSeq lists its product as uncharacterized. Lineage: Eukaryota; Viridiplantae; Streptophyta; Magnoliopsida; Fagales; Juglandaceae. The transcript has a single exon. The record is from RefSeq and is a predicted model, not a curated record. The coding region runs from base 1 to 408 and encodes 135 amino acids.